This is a messenger RNA of Cryptotermes secundus, 1919 nucleotides long. It is a transcript of the gene Cyt-b5, whose product is annotated as cytochrome b5. The transcript has 4 exons. Lineage: Eukaryota; Metazoa; Arthropoda; Insecta; Blattodea; Kalotermitidae. The coding region runs from base 91 to 441 and encodes 116 amino acids. Gene Ontology annotation, molecular function: heme binding. The record is from RefSeq and is a predicted model, not a curated record. Gene Ontology annotation, cellular component: intracellular membrane-bounded organelle; membrane.
AAACACGACAUCGAGCAAACAUCACUGCAAGCUCGUUAAGCGAGAAGUUCGUGUUGCUGGCGUGGCUGGAACGUUAGAGCCGUUAGAGCUAUGGCUAGUCCAAAGUUGUAUCGACGUGAAGAAGUGGCAAAGAAGAACAACAGUCAGGGUGCGUGGAUAGUAAUACAUAAUUCGAUAUACAAUGUAACCGAAUUUCUAAAUGAGCAUCCGGGAGGUGAGGAAGUUUUGUUGGAACAAGCUGGGAACGAUGGUACAGAAGCAUUUGAAGAUGUUGGUCAUUCCACAGAUGCACGGGAAUUGAUGAAGAAGUAUAAAAUUGGAGAAGUUGUUGAGGAAGAUCGGAUAGAAACACACGAGAAGAAACUAAGCUGGCAACCAGAAAAGGAUUCCUCAAGUUCAGGAUAUGGUUAUUCUUUGCUUAAGAAAGAGAUACAAGUAUAAGUCAAAAGGGAAUUAUUUGAACAAAUGGGUAACAUUUAAAGAUUUGUUGUAAUAUGCAGUGAAAUAACCCAUGCACAUGGGUAAUGGCAUCGUUGCUAUUCCAGGAGAACUUAUGAGCACCAUCUUGGAAGUUGAGGAAAUAUUUGGUGAGAUUAUGUCUCUUAUAGGUUAUAGACAUUGCAUACAUAAAGCUGUGCCCAUAAAGUAAUGAUGUUGACCAUAUUAGGAAGUUCUUAACAGUCUCGACAUUUCCCAUUUGAGUCCGAAAUCAUGGUAUUAAUAUAUUCAUCACUCAGUAACUGCUCUUUUUGCUAUACACAGAUUUAAAGUUACCAUAGUUUUCAGUUUGUGUACAGUGAUGCCAAAUGUGGUUUUUAUUUUUACGUGUUCACAGAUUUUAAUUUGUGUCCAUACAGAAAAUAUCAGUUGUUUCCAGCCAAGAGAUCCACAUUUGCUGGAAUCUGGGCUUUAAUAACAUCUGAAACCACUUUUAUAGCUACCAGCAUUUUUAUUAUGGUGCACCAUCAUGGGUUGUAGCAAAGGAACAGGCAGCAUAUGCUCUGAUUAAUGUUAAUAUUGGCUGUAGUUCCACCAACAUACAGUUUCCGAAGAAUCCUUGGUCUUAUCAACAGUAUGUUUGCGAAUCACAGAAAUUCCAAGAAAUAUGAACCCCAAUAUGUGGUGAUGAAUUGCUAUACUAUCAAGGCAACCAUUGACAUGAUGGUGCCAAAGUGUCUUUCCCCCCACUGAAAUUAACAGGAGGCAAGUACUUAUGCAGCUUACUUAAAUAUUUCAUAUGAUCUUCACAGAGAUGUGAAUUCAAGCAGUCAUAACAUGUACAUAUCGAGAGUCAACUUUGACUAGAUAGAGCUCUCGGACAGGAUUUUUCUAUAUUAGUCUGAAUGGGCACCUCUUGUGUGUUUUGGUACAAGCAUACGAAUUUUUCACUUUUUUCUGUUGACUUCUUUUUGACUUAUAGGAUACUAUGUAUAUCGAAAGAAUGACAAUUAUUUUCAGUUUUCAGAAUUCAUUGUUUCUGCUUGGUUUAUUAUUUGUCUUGAGAUGAUUCAUGUGUGUGACAGUGCGCUUUUUCAUAAUAAUUGCAGUUUUUUAUUGUUUUAUUAUUGUAAUAUUUUAAUGUUUGAGGUUGUGUACAAACUUGAGCUCAAGACCUUCGACAUUUUAUCUUCAUUGUUUCUUAAAUUGUGCCCAUAUGGUCUUAUUCUGUUGUUACUGUAUCUUCCAAGGUCAAUUCAUCUUCUGCCUGAUCUCCCCCCCUCCAAAUUUCUUGUUCCUUCCUAAUUUUUUAUUCUAGACUUCUUAUAAAGGUCUCUUCUGUGCUGCAGGAAAUCAGUAUAUGCCUUUGUGUCAAGUACGUUACUGUCAUAAACUGUACUCAAACGCUCUGUACCGCGAGUGCUUUUCAAGUGUUAUUACUGUCAAGAAUAUGAAGGUUCUGCUUCAUGUGUGUUUUCUAU